This is a messenger RNA of Auanema sp. JU1783, 377 nucleotides long. NCBI's taxonomy places the organism in Eukaryota, Metazoa, Nematoda, Chromadorea, Rhabditida, Rhabditidae. The record is from the annotation of a GenBank genome assembly.
AUGGCCACCGCCGCUUCUUCCUCUUCUCUCGAGAAGAGUUACGAACUCCCUGACGGACAAGUCAUCACCGUCGGAAACGAACGCUUCCGUUGCCCAGAAGCCCUCUUCCAACCAUCUUUCUUGGGUAUGGAAUCUGCUGGUAUUCACGAGACUUGCUACAACUCCAUCAUGAAGUGCGACAUUGAUAUCCGUAAGGAUCUCUAUGCCAACACUGUCCUUUCCGGAGGAACCACUAUGUACCCAGGAAUUGCUGACCGUAUGCAAAAGGAAAUCACCGCCCUCGCUCCAAGCACCAUGAAGAUCAAGAUCAUUGCUCCACCUGAGCGCAAGUACUCCGUAUGGAUCGGAGGAUCUAUCCUUGCCUCUCUCUCCACCUU